Limulus polyphemus (Atlantic horseshoe crab) is the source of this 1277-nucleotide messenger RNA. RefSeq names its product carbonic anhydrase 1-like. NCBI's taxonomy places the organism in Eukaryota, Metazoa, Arthropoda, Merostomata, Xiphosura, Limulidae. Bases 88 to 1056 code for a protein of 322 amino acids. The transcript has 7 exons. Gene Ontology annotation, cellular component: plasma membrane. Gene Ontology annotation, molecular function: zinc ion binding; carbonate dehydratase activity. The record is from RefSeq and is a predicted model, not a curated record.
UCUGGGUUUGAAAUAUCCGGAGCAAGACAUAGGAUAAAAGGACACGGUUUUUCGAGUCAGAAAAUUAUAUCAAGUCCUGUAACUAAAAUGGGCAGUAACAUCUUGGUUUUAUCUCUUCUUCUGUUUGGUGUCACGACAUAUGCCGCUCAGCAUGAGUGGGGUUAUCAUGGAGAAAGUGGACCUGACCACUGGUCUGCUGCCUCUGGGAUCUGUGAGUUAAACAAGCAGUCACCCAUCAAUAUUGAGAAAAAGAAGGCAAAAAUGAACAGUCAACUGGGAAAAAUCUCUUUUAUGGGGUAUGACAGACCGCUACAAGGAGCCACGAUUAAAAACAACGGACACACUGCACAACUUGAUAUAAAAGGAGACGAAAGGCCAACAAUCAAAGCUGGCGGCUUGGGGAACAUGUAUAAGUUCCUUCAGCUUCACUUCCAUUGGGGUAAAAGUGAUGAUAGGGGAUCAGAACACACUGUGAAUGGAAAACGAUAUCCUUUAGAGAUGCAUCUGGUACACUACAACAGUAAAUAUGAUCCUUCAGAUGCUAUCAACCACAAUGAUGGACUGGCUGUUCUUGGAGUCCUCUUUACGGUCUCUGAUGACGAUAAUCCAAACUUUUCAACUAUUAUUGACAAGUUGUCAAACAUUCAGUACAAAGACUCUAAAGUCAACCUUGAUAAAGAAUUAAAACUGGAGUCGUUACUUCCGAAUACAUUCCCUUACUUCCGGUACUCAGGCUCUCUAACCACGCCCCCUUGCAGCGAGGUGGUUACGUGGACUGUGUUUGCUGAUACUGUUCAUAUUAGUAGGUCUCAGUUGGAACAGUUUCGUAAUAUGAAGGAAGGCAUGGCGAAUAAGGACUCAAUGUCACUUGUAGACAAUUUCCGUCCAAUCCAGGCGCUCAAUCAACGUUCAGUUCAGAUUGCUACCGAGUCUGGCAGGCAUGAUGACAAACACGGCGGCAGUAACAAGGACAAUAACGCAGGGCCUUAUCAUUUCCCCUCUCUUCUUGCUACUAUAGUAACGUGUUCGGUAACCCUAUUAUAUACAUUGAAGUAGAGCACGGUUACGUUUAGAUGCAUCACACUUGCUCACAAAUAGUUGUAACGAUUAUCCGUUUCAAAUCAAUGUAAACAUUUCGCUAAUGUUUUCUUCUAGAGUAGAUUAUGGUUUGAUCUGCCUCUAUUAACACUUUCUGUGGUCAUGCACAGUAUUGAGAUAUUAACCUAACAAUUAAUGUAUAUAUAAAAACAAUGUAUGAAAAACUGACCUCACAAAAU